AUGCAUCCAACGUACCUUGGACAGGCUGAUCGAGAAAAAAAACCUUAUCAGGUGGCAGGUAUCCACUUUCAAGCACCCCAAUGUGACAGUCACGUGGUGAUAAGCUACAUCCCACCAAAACACCACCCUUUCGCCGCUGCUCUGUCGGGCCUGGGAUCUUUCUUGGGUGUUUGGAUUCACCAACGAAAAGGCACGCAACCACUCCCGACAAGUCUCUGCCCCGUUGGUGUACCUUUGAGGUUUCCGCACGAAUCCCCCAACUUCACAUACCGAUAUGAUGUGACCUUCCCCCUCCCCGAUCCACCUCGAAUCCCCCUUCCGUACGACCUGAGCCUACUGAGGCUCUGCGACGCCGAACCAUUCGAGAACCAUAAAGAAGCUGAAGGAGAUCAGCAGAGAGAAGUAGAAAUCCGGAAUACCGCGAAUAUGGAGAGCGCCUUCAAGAAUCUCGGGAACCACCUAGUUUCCGACAGCGCCGCUGCGAUCAAGGCAGGUGACGAUGUCUUGACCGGUAUCGAUGCCGACGAGAGCCUUCUCUACGGCAAAUUUGGCGGCCGCGACGGUCGCCGCCGUGCCGACGAUGACGACAACCAAACCGAGCUUUACGAUGAUGACGAUGUGGACAGCCUGACUAGCAUGCCUGUUGGGGCUAUGAAGGAUCUCAAUAUCGGAAGACCCAAGGAGGAAGAUAGGAAGCUUCCCCCUCACGCUUGCGCGUAUUGUGGAAUUCAUUCCCCGAGCUCCGUCGUCAAGUGCCUUGGCUGCAACAAGUGGUUCUGCAGUGCCCGCGGAAAUGCUACCUCAAGCCACAUUGUUUCCCAUCUGGUCCGGGCGAGACACAAGGAAGUCCAGCUUCACCCGGAAUCUACCCUGGGUGAUACCGUACUCGAGUGCUACAACUGUGGAACCAAGAACGUCUUUCUCUUGGGCUUCAUUCCUGCCAAGUCGGAUACCGUUGUCGUGCUGCUUUGUCGUCAGCCUUGUGCUGCAAACACCUCUUCCAAGGAUAUGAGCUGGGAUACCUCUCGAUGGCAGCCCCUAAUUGAGGAGAGAGCUUUCCUGACCUGGCUCGUCGCGACGCCCUCCGAUGCCGAGCAACUCCGCGCCAGACACCUCACCCCGCCGAUGAUUGCCAAGCUGGAGGAGAUGUGGAAGGAAAAUGCGACUGCUACGGUUGCCGACCUUGAGAAGGCUGCUAGCAUCGACGACGACCCUCAUCCCGUCCUCCUCAAGUACGACGACCCUUAUCACUACCAGAACAUUUUUGGCCCGCUCGUCAAGAUGGAAUCUGACUACGACAAGAAGCUCAAGGAAGCCCAGUCUGAGGAUGGACUCACGGUCCGCUGGGAUUACGGUCUGAACAACAAGCACCUGGUCAGCUUUGAACUGCACAAGAUAGAGUCGGGUGACGUCAAGCUGGCCGUUGGCGAUGAAAUGCGACUACGUUACAAGGGCGAGCUCCGCCCUGCCUGGGAGGGAGUUGGCUAUGUCAUCAAGAUCCCCAACAAUCAGUCUGACGAAGUCACCCUCGAGCUGCGUAAGGCCGGCAACGAGAAGACUGUCCCGACUGAAUGCACCCACAACUUCUCAGCAGACUAUGUCUGGAAGGCUACCUCGUAUGAUCGCAUGCAGUAUGCCAUGAAGACUUUCGCCGUGGACGACAUGAGUGUCUCGGGUUACAUUUUCCACAAGCUCCUGGGUCACGACGUCGCUGUUGCGCCGAUGAAGACGACUAUGCCUAAGAAGUACAGCGUCCCCGGCCUUCCCGACCUCAAUACUAGCCAGAUCGCAGCCAUUAAGGCUGUGCUGUCGACCCCGCUCAGCUUGAUUCAGGGACCUCCGGGCACUGGCAAGACUGUCACUUCGGCGACCAUUAUCUACCAUCUGUGCAAGAUGAAUAAUGGACAAGUCCUCGUGUGCGCGCCCUCCAACGUCGCUGUCGACCAGCUCUGUGAGCGCAUCCACCGCACUGGCCUCAAGGUCGUUCGUCUUACAGCCAAGUCCCGAGAGGAUGUGGAGUCCUCCGUGAGCUUCCUUGCUCUUCAUGAGCAGGUUCGUAUGAAUGACAGCAAUGGUGAGCUUGUCAAGCUUGCGCAGCUGAAGACCGAGCUUGGCGAACUGUCCAGCCAGGACGAGAAGAAGUUCAAGCAGCUCACCAAGGCCGCCGAAAGAGACAUUCUACACAACGCAGAUGUCGUCUGCUGCACUUGUGUCGGUGCCGGUGAUCCUCGUCUGUCAAAGAUGAAGUUCCGUAAUGUCCUCAUCGACGAGUCGACUCAAUCGGCUGAGCCCGAGUGUAUGAUUCCUCUCGUUCUCGGAUGCAAGCAGGUUGUCCUCGUUGGUGACCACAAGCAAUUGGGCCCUGUCAUCAUGAACAAGAAGGCUGCCAAGGCUGGUCUCAACCAGUCCUUGUUCGAGCGCCUUGUCAACUUACGCUUGGUUCCCAUUCGCCUCAACAUCCAGUACCGCAUGCACCCUUGCUUGUCCGAGUUCCCUUCCAACAUGUUCUACGAUGGAUCUCUCCAGAACGGUGUUACAGUCAAGGAUCGCGUUCGCCGCGAUGUCGACUUCCCUUGGCCUGUUGUUGAUAUGCCGAUGAUGUUCUGGUCCAACCUUGGCAAUGAGGAAAUCUCGGCAUCCGGAACGUCUUACCUCAACCGUACCGAAGCCUCCAACGUGGAGAAGGUUGUAACCCGCUUUUUCAAGGCCGGCGUAAAGCCUUUGGACAUUGGUGUUAUUACUCCGUACGAGGGUCAGCGAAGCUACAUCGUUAGCACCAUGCAGAACACUGGCACAUUCAAGAAGGAGAGCUACAAGGAAGUCGAGGUUGCCUCCGUUGACGCCUUCCAGGGUCGUGAGAAGGACUUCAUUGUUCUGUCCUGUGUUCGUUCCAACGACAACCAGGGCAUCGGUUUCCUUUCGGAUCCCCGCCGUCUCAACGUCGCCUUGACUCGUGCCAAGUACGGUCUCGUCAUUAUUGGUAACCCCAAGGUCCUUUCCAAGCAUGAGCUUUGGCACCACCUCCUUGUCCACUUCAAGGACCGCAAGUGCUUGGUUGAGGGGCCUUUGACCAAUUUGCAGACCUCGCUCUUGCAAUUCGGAAAGCCCAAGACAGCUUAUCGCCAGAAGAUGAGCCAGCCCCCUCAAUUCAAUGCCGGUGGCGGGUUCCCCAACGGCGGCGGCAACCGCUUCAACGGUGCUGGCUCCACUCGCGAUUUUGACUCGGGAUCUAUGAUGUCCUACAUUCCCGACGACGUCUCCUCCAUCCAUAGCUCUCUGGGCGGUGCCGGCUUAAACACCACUUACCCUCCCAUCUUCUCGAGCUUCACCCCUGAUCAAUGGCCUGGCCUCCCUGGAGUGCCCGGAUCCAGCCGUUCCGGCAUCAAGAGAGGAGGUCGCGCCACUGAGAGCAUUGCGGGCGAAAGCGUCGCAAACUCCGAGUACACAGAUGCUAGCGCCAGCGUCAUCGGUGCCAAGGGUGUUGGACAGGGCGGUGUCAGCCUGGGCGCCGGUCUCCAGGACGCCAUACACGGUAUGCGCCCUGCGUCCUACAGCCACAGCGACCGCCUAAAGCAUUAUGUCGAGAGUGGUGGUCGCAUGGGAGCCGGCAAUGGCUUCGGCCGUCGCUACGACGACGACGAGAAGAGCGUCAGCACCGCCUUCCACAGCCAGAUUGGUGGCGGCUUCGACUGA
Molecule: messenger RNA, 3693 nt
Organism: Colletotrichum abscissum
Lineage: Eukaryota; Fungi; Ascomycota; Sordariomycetes; Glomerellales; Glomerellaceae
Product: RNA helicase
Exons: 3
Coding region: 1-3693 (1230 amino acids)
Biological process (GO): nuclear-transcribed mRNA catabolic process, nonsense-mediated decay
Cellular component (GO): cytoplasm
Molecular function (GO): RNA binding; DNA binding; RNA helicase activity
Source: RefSeq, a predicted model, not a curated record